Messenger RNA from Hyphopichia burtonii NRRL Y-1933, 390 nucleotides. RefSeq lists its product as uncharacterized. Bases 1 to 390 code for a protein of 129 amino acids. The transcript has a single exon. Gene Ontology annotation, cellular component: membrane; endomembrane system. The record is from RefSeq and is a predicted model, not a curated record. Lineage: Eukaryota; Fungi; Ascomycota; Pichiomycetes; Serinales; Debaryomycetaceae.
AUGCGUCAACUCCCCAUAUUCACUCGAUUACAACUACUGCAGUAUAAUGGAAUAAUACGGCCUGAAUGUUACGUUGCAAUCAAAGGCUUCAUUUACGAUGUCAGCAAUAAUACCAAGAGUUACGGUCCUGGUAAAGCCUAUCACAAAUUGGUGGGCAAAGACGUAUCAAGACUACUAGCACUAAAUAAACUAAACUUGAGCAAACAAUCGGGAUCUCCCAACGGAGGCGAAUGGUGGGUCAAUCCUUUCCAUAAAGAAAAUACCUGGUACAUCGACGAUUUAAAUGAAAAACAACAUGGGUUGGUAGAGAAAUGGAUUGGGUUUUUCAAAAAAAGAUAUAAAAUAGUCGGAAUCAUUGUGGAUCAUGAAUUCCUGCUUUCAAUGAAUUAA